Messenger RNA from Penicillium longicatenatum, 1704 nucleotides. Its product is annotated as nucleobase cation symporter-1 family protein. The coding region runs from base 1 to 1704 and encodes 567 amino acids. Gene Ontology annotation, molecular function: nucleobase transmembrane transporter activity. The record is from RefSeq and is a predicted model, not a curated record. The transcript has 2 exons. Gene Ontology annotation, biological process: transmembrane transport; nucleobase transport. Gene Ontology annotation, cellular component: plasma membrane. Lineage: Eukaryota; Fungi; Ascomycota; Eurotiomycetes; Eurotiales; Aspergillaceae.
AUGCGCUUCUCAAGACCCCGAUUGAGGGUUUCACAGGCAGAAUCAGCCUUCGCAGCAGGCAAUGCCCGAUGGACAAAUCGUGAUCUCGAUCCUAUCCCUUUACUAGGACGCAAAUGGGGCGUAGCGAGUAUAAUCGGUAAUCUACCUCACCUGACCUCUCCCCACUUCAUACAUCCAAGCUUACCUCAAUGCUUAGCAUACUGGAUCUCCGACGCUUUUAACGCCGCAACCUGGGAAUUUGCCAGCAGCAUCAUAGCAGUCGGCCUGACCUACAAAGAAGCCCUCACAAUCGUCGCAAUCUCCUUCUUCAUCAUCUCCUUCGUCAUAGCAGGAAAUGGCACAGUCGGCGCAAGAUACCACAUCCCCUUCCCGGUAAUCGCCCGCGCGAGCUGGGGUUUCUGGGGCUCCUACAUCCCAAUCAUCUCGCGGGUGAUUCUCGCUGUGUUCUGGUUUGCUAUCCAGAAUAUCAAUGGCGGAAACGCGGUGCGCGUGAUGCUAGGCGCCAUUUGGCCCAGCUACCUGACCAUGCACAAUGGGAUUCCGGUUGAUCAAGGCAUAACUACCAAUGGAAUGGUAGCAUACUUUAUCUUCUGGGUUGUGCAAUUUCCCUUCUUGUGUCUACACCCGAACAAGUUGCGGUGGUUGUUUUCUGUCAAAUCGAUUCUUGUGCCAAUUGCCUGGAUCGCGAUUCUGAUUUGGGCUUUUGUGGCCGAGAAGGGGGGCGGUACUAUCUUUUCAAAUCAAACUGCGUCUGUGAGCGGGAGUAAGUAUAGUUGGUUGUUUUUGGCGAAUAUGACUUCUGUGUUGGGAAAUUAUGCUACUUUGAGUGUGAACCAGUCUGAUUUCUCCCGCUACUCCCGUGUCAGUCCACGCUGGCAAGCCCUGUACAUCCCCAUGCUCCCAAUAAUCUUCACCUUUAUCUCCUUUAUCGGAAUCGCAGCCUCGUCCGCCGGUCAAGCCCACUACAACCUAUCCGCCAUUCCUUGGGAUCCAUUAGUCCUAAUAAGCCACUGGAGCAACCGAUCCUGCCGAUUCUUCGCCGCAUUCUCCUUCGCCCUAGCCGGGCUAGGCGUGAACAUAUCUGCAAACUCGCUAUCAGCCGCAAACGACUUCACAGCGUUAGCGCCCCAAUUCAUGAAUAUCCGCCGCGGCCAAAUCCUCUGUGCGUUUCUCUCCUGGGCACUUGUCCCCUGGAAGAUUCUCGAGUCCGCGGAGAACUUCUUGAAUUUCAUGUCUGCCUAUGCGAUUUUCCUUGGGCCCAUUGCGGCCAUUAUGCUGUUUGAUUAUUGGGUUGUUAGGCGGCAGAUGUAUGAUUCGCUUGCGCUGUAUCAGCCGUGGAAUCCGACUUAUCGGUAUGAAUUCCAUGGAUUUGGGAAGGAAGUCUGGGGGUUUAACUGGAGGGCUAUUGUUGCGUUCUUGGUUGGCGUUGCGCCUAAUUUGCCGGGUUUGAUGAAUGCGGUUAAUCCCUCCAUUGAGGUUGGUGUUGGAGUGCAUCCGUAUCAGUUUGGGUGGUUGUUGGGUUUCGCUGCGACUGGUGGCGUUUAUUUAGGGCUUUCAUGGUGGUUUCCUGCUGUGGAAGGCAAGAUUGAGAAGGCGGUUUUGCCCGAUGAGGUUUACGAGGAGGGUACUGGUGUCGUUAUGGGCGUGGAGACGCAUAGUAGCAGUGGUGAGAAUGUGCAUAUGAGAAGUAAAGGGGGGAUUUGA